Molecule: messenger RNA, 294 nt
Organism: Arabis nemorensis
Lineage: Eukaryota; Viridiplantae; Streptophyta; Magnoliopsida; Brassicales; Brassicaceae
Source: the annotation of a GenBank genome assembly
AUGGAGUCAAAAGUUUCGAUUUCUUCCGUAGAGACUGCUUCAACUAUUGAAACAUUUCACGUGAGAAGUGAAAAACUAGAGAAACAAGCGAGUAGUGUUGCAUUGGCUCUUGCUCGAAUGGAAGAUCAGCUAAAGAGCUUUGAAGUGAUGCAAUCGAAGUUGGAUUUUUUGGAGAAAGAAGUUAAGCUAUUAGGAACGGAUCCAAUGAGACAAAUACCAAAGGAUUUUAACCCAUACCAGCUGAAAGACGAAGAUAUACCUUUAGAGGACCUUUGGCUCAUUGAAAUGCCAUAA